This is a messenger RNA of Plasmodium malariae, 825 nucleotides long. Its product is annotated as fam-l protein. NCBI's taxonomy places the organism in Eukaryota, Apicomplexa, Aconoidasida, Haemosporida, Plasmodiidae. The record is from RefSeq and is a predicted model, not a curated record. Bases 1 to 825 code for a protein of 274 amino acids. The transcript has 2 exons.
AUGAUGGAACAAAAAUUUAUGUUGUUUUCAUAUAUUAAAAUUUCAGCGUUUAUACUUUUAACUUGGAUAUGUCACUUUUACAAUAAGGAGAACACUUUAAAAAAUAAUUUGAAUGCAAAAUGCAAACUAAGUAGAAAUUUAAAUAUUAUAAAUUAUCGAUCACUAGCAAAAUAUAAACCGAAUAAGGAUUCAUAUUCUGUAAAAUUUGAAGAUGAAUUGCCACAUAAUAGAGUAAAACAAAAUAAAUGUGUAAUCACUAAUAAAAAAGGAGCAAAUGUAAAACACAAAAUAUCACGUUUAAGUUCAUUAUACAUUGAGGAAUACUGUAAAAAUAAUGAGAAAAAUAAACCUGAUAUACCUAAAACAAAAAAAUAUUCUAAUUUUGAAAAACAAAUAUUUAAAGAACUUGAUUAUAAAGAUUACCUUAAAAACAUCAAGGAAAUUGAAGAUAAGGAAUAUAAAAAAUUAUCACGUAAAAAACGCAGAAUACGAAUUGUUUUCGUUGUAUUAUUUUUCUUAGUAUUGAUUGUACCCAUAUUAGAUCUUUUAUUAGAAUAUUUUGUAACAGAUGGAUUACUGGGUUCAUUAGGUUUGAUAUACUUAAGUAAAAAUAGUGGUUCGGAAUCGGUAGAGGGACUGUUUAGUACCUUGUUCGAUAUAGAUAAAUGGGGUAAUUCAGAUAAAAUACGUGCAUCAACUGUUUUUAUAUAUUGUUUACCUUUCCUAAUAUUUGUUAUCAUAUUUAUAUUAGGAAUGAUUUACUACUAUAAGAAAGUUAUAAAAUAUGAAAAUAUUAAGUUCAAAAAAAAAAUAAAUAAUAAAUAA